GCGGAGCUACUGGGGAGAAAGAAUUUAUCAAAGACAUGACGGAAAGAAAGCAGCUGAGAUGUUCACAAGUCAAGCUCGUAUUGACAGCAAAACUGGCCCGGAUAAUCUUGGACGGUUUGAAUAUUUACAGGCUUUGGUAACGGAAUUUCAAGAUACUGACAAGCAAGGUUCUAAGGAAGAAAUAUUGGCCAACUUGGCCAAUUUUGGAUAUGAUCCAAUCAACUAUGGUCACUUUAGAAAGCUUAAUGUGUUAGAUCUUUUUAUGGAUAUGCUUACAGAAGAAAAUGCAAAGUUUGUUGAGUUUGGGAUUGGAGGAUUAUGCAACUGCAGUUUGGAUAAGGAAAACAAACAACAUAUCGUUGAGAAUGGUGGAAUUCCUUUAGUCAUUAAUUGUCUUUCCAGUUCCAACGAGGAGACUGUUUUGUCAGCUAUAACCACUCUAAUGUUCCUCACCACACCACAGACACAAGAAGAAAUCACAUCAGAACCUGUUGUGGACUGCAUGGAAAGAUUUUCAACCUCCUCAAAUGCUCGGCUAAGUAACUUGGCUAAAGUAUUCCUACAGGAUUAUUGCAAAAGGUCAAAACAAAAUGUUACACAUACAAAUUGAAGCAGAGAUAAAGAGCAUCUGGUCAAAGCCACUGCUUGAACACCAAGAUGUUACAAGCCUGUCCAUGCCUACAGCACAAUUCUAAUCAAGGGAAGAGUCAUGACCUCAUACACACACAGUUGCUAAUAUACAGUGACAACUGUGUGGUAGUACUCCACUAUACGGUAGUUCCUUACAGAUAUUAUUUGAGUCAAGGCAAGACUGUAAGCAGUUCCCACCUAAGAGUACUGAAAUCAUUUAAAAGUGGAUUGUCUUGGUAAGAGUACUCCUGAGUUCAUGAAAGAGACUGAUGUUUCAACAACCAGUGUAAAAGUGUUCCAACUACAGUUCCAGGAAUUUGUAACUGACACAAUUUUAUUAGCACAUUUAUUUAUUUACAGGUGAUUGGAGUAUACAAACUUUUUUCCAGUAUGGUGCUAUUUUGAUAUUAUUUCAAAUCUCUUAACUCAUUUGCAGGGAAAUCAGCAGCACAUAGUUGUGAGAAUUGCUACUCAGAUCUUGAGAGACCAAGUGUGUAAGACAAUGACUUGAGACACAUUUUUUUCCCUGGUUGUAUCCUAGAGGCACAUCACUUACAGCUAAGCUAUAAAAUUUUGUGUAAAUGUUACCAAAAUCUUGCACUUGUUUGCAUCUUUGCUGGCCAUCUGAGUUUUACUUGAUCACAGACAAGUCAUCAUUGUUUGUAAAAUAAAUAAAAUUUUACAGGUUA
This is a messenger RNA of Stylophora pistillata, 1319 nucleotides long. RefSeq names its product armadillo repeat-containing protein 7. The record is from RefSeq and is a predicted model, not a curated record. Gene Ontology annotation, molecular function: protein binding. NCBI's taxonomy places the organism in Eukaryota, Metazoa, Cnidaria, Anthozoa, Scleractinia, Pocilloporidae.